AUUACUCACAAAACGCAUCGUUACGAUAGAGACGAAGAAGAAGAACAUUUGCAAAUUCUUUCGUCAAAGUAGAUCCGGAUCCUAGUUCCAUCUUUAACGUCGCGACGGUUAUCUGAUUUCCGGGCUCUAAGGUGUUUUCUCUGAUUAGUAAUGGCGUCUAGGAGAAAUGUACGGUAUGCUCAGCUUCCAGGAGAUGAGGAUGAUGAGGAUUAUGCAAAUGGUAGUGGAAGGAGAGAUUUCGAUCCCCGCUUCGAUUAUACGCCGCAAGCAUUUGAUAGAGUACCAUGGAAAUCCAUAGCACUAGCUGUGUUUCUUCUGUUCCUUGGUUGCUUGCUUCUCCUUUUAGCGUUUUUCAUAUUCACUGGUCACAUGGAAGGAGAUAGCUCUCAAGGUUAUGCACUUCUUGUCCUUGGGAUCCUUACUUUCCUCCCUGGGUUCUACGAGACUCGGAUUGCUUACUAUUCAUGGAGAGGAGCUGAAGGGUACCGCUUCGCAGCUAUUCCCUCCUAUUGAAUCCAAGUAGCUGGAGAAGUAAUGAAUAUAUAUAUGUGCAUACAAGAGUCUUAUUAGAGAGGAAUUGUAAUCCAAAAGUAAUAGACUUGAGCUGUUUUCUCAUAUAUCACCCAGAUUCUUUUCCUACUGUCAUACUGUGUACAACAAUUUCCUCCAGUUGAGUUCUGACAGAUAAUACAAAGCUUUGGAUUGUAGA
Eutrema salsugineum is the source of this 709-nucleotide messenger RNA. RefSeq names its product transmembrane protein 230. Lineage: Eukaryota; Viridiplantae; Streptophyta; Magnoliopsida; Brassicales; Brassicaceae. The transcript is spliced from 3 exons. The coding region runs from base 151 to 513 and encodes 120 amino acids. The record is from RefSeq and is a predicted model, not a curated record. Gene Ontology annotation, cellular component: endomembrane system.